Callorhinchus milii (elephant shark) is the source of this 1722-nucleotide messenger RNA. RefSeq names its product fibronectin type III domain containing 10 (gene fndc10). Gene Ontology annotation, molecular function: protein binding. NCBI's taxonomy places the organism in Eukaryota, Metazoa, Chordata, Chondrichthyes, Chimaeriformes, Callorhinchidae. The record is from RefSeq and is a predicted model, not a curated record.
GCAAUGUCUCUUAAUGUGUGCAAUGUCUUUUAAUGUGUGCAAUGUCUCUUAAUAGCUAACUAAGGCUGGUGGACCUGAACAAUUAGUGAGUGAGUGUAUAUGUGUGUGUGUGUGUGUGUGUUGUAAUGUAUUGUGUGUGUGUGUGUGCGUAAUGUAAUGGCUAACUAACAUUGCUGCCUGUAAACCAGCCAUCCUCACAAAAUGCCAAAGCUGCUGUGGGUGCUGCUGCUCAAUGCCUUGCUCCUGGUCCUGCUCCGGGUGUGUGAGUGCCGGCUCCGGGUCCACGGGGACUGGGACACCAGGCGCCCCCGUCCCCGCAGGGACGAGGGAGGAGAGGCUCCUGGAGCCGAGGAGCCUGAUGGAGACGCAGCAGGAGACCCAGCCCCAAAGGACCCUAAGUGCGCCUACAAGGUGCUGGUGAACGGCCGAGGCGCGGGGAGCAGCGGGAGAGUGUGUUUCAGGACCAGGGACAGCGGGUUCCUCUGCAACAGGAGGGACUGUCGGGUGUAUCGCUCUGGCGCUCUGGUGGCCAAUGUGAUGGGGAACAGCAGUGUGUUCCUGCAGUGGCGACCGUCCUCCCUGCUGAACCUCAGGGGUUUCCGCCUGAACUGCACUUGGAGCGGAAUCUACACCAAAUUCCAAUGCGACAAUGUGGAACUGGGGCUGAGCUGCAGGGACUAUCUGGUCGGGGAGGUGCACGAUAGCGUGGAGUACAGGAUAUGCCUGCAGUCCGUCUACGGCAACGGCAGCGGCAGCCGAGUGGAGGAGGACUGUCUGCAGUUUGUGGUGGAGCCGGCCGGCAUGCAGGACAUCGUGAUCGCCAUGACGGCCGUCGGCGGCUCCAUCUGCGUCAUGUUGGUCAUCAUCUGCCUCCUGGUGGCCUACAUCACCGAGAAGAUCAUGCACCCGGCCUUCGGCAGGCCCUCCUCCUCCUCCUCCAGGAACGGUCACUGCGAACGCAGCGUCAUCACGUAAGGGCGGGUCGGGCAGGCAGGCGGGACGUGUGAGCAGUGACAAUACACACCUACAGCGACAAUCCCUGUUUAAGUGCAAUUUACCUCCACUCUCUCUCUCUCCCUCUCUCUCUCUCUCUCAUCUCUCCCUCCCUCCUUCUGUGCCAUGUGUGGGAAUCAAUGCUGCAGAUCCAACUGGAACGGACCGUUUUGUUGACUGGACACAGGCUUUGAGACGCUAUCUCCCCGCUCCGCUGUGUGAAGGGCGCUAUAUAAGUGCGACUCUUUGUCGUCGCUGAUUGACGUUGUACUAUUACUCCGAGGAAGGAGCGGGCUGGAUGGAGGGCCUGACUUAAACGAGGCAAGCGUUGGUUUUUAAGUGGGACACCACCUACUGAGCGGAGCAUCAACCAGAAGUCAAGAUGAGCAAUCUGGCAAUUUCCCGUCCUGCCCUGGUCAUUCCCGUUACUGCAGAACAGAACAGUCUUGGGCCAGUUCCCAACACAAGACUCUUUACCUCCUUCUCCUUUUCCUGUAUCUCGCCGCUCUCGCUCCCACUUACAUCCCAAGUUUCCCCCUGGAACUGCGCGAAACUCUUACCGGCUCCCCACCGAAUAGCCGCCAACCCAAAUGCCAAGGACAGUCGGAGCAGAAGGGCAAGAGACAUCAACGACUUUACAAAAAAAAAGCACAACCGUUGUAAACUUCUAAAACUAAUACCUGUAUCUCCUGUUAAGGUAGAACUCUCUCUCUCUCUCUCUCAUUUACC